Molecule: messenger RNA, 5857 nt
Organism: Armigeres subalbatus
Lineage: Eukaryota; Metazoa; Arthropoda; Insecta; Diptera; Culicidae
Gene: pbl
Product: protein ECT2
Exons: 13
Coding region: 611-4879 (1422 amino acids)
Biological process (GO): nervous system development; regulation of cytokinesis, actomyosin contractile ring assembly; activation of GTPase activity
Cellular component (GO): cell cortex; nucleus
Molecular function (GO): GTPase activator activity; guanyl-nucleotide exchange factor activity
Source: RefSeq, a predicted model, not a curated record
CAGUUUUGCUUCAUUCAUCCAUUCGAAUUGUAACGUUCGGUCGUGAAGUCGUCCUCGCCGUUCGCGCAGAUGUAGCAAAAAUUAAAAUUAUUGCCGAGUGUUUUCUGUUAUUAAAUAUGGCUAGCUGUGAAGGCAAUAAUCUGAGUGCGAUUCGUGAAUAUCGGUUAAUUAACUCACGGGGCUGGGCGCGAUAAAAGGGCGAACGUUAAACUGCGUGCGAUUUGUUGGAUUGCGUUGGGAAAGUUUCGCGGAACGAAUCAUACGUUGCUGAAGGAAGAGAAAAGUUCGUUACCUGCUCGGUAAGCUCUUGUUGAUCAGUGCGGAGGGAUAUUGAAAUCUUGCUGCCUGUCCAGGAUAUUGUGUGUGGGCACGAAGAAGGACCAAAGUGAAGAGUUUCAGCAAAAGGAUAAGCUGAAAUAAGGGUCCUAACCUCGGUUUGCUUUUCCUGUGUUUACAGUAAGGCUCGUUAAGGUGGAUGUGUUGGUUUCAUAAGCAGAAAAACCGGGACGAGCGGUCACAUUGGUCAUAUUUGAAUCUCAGGAAUGUGUUUUGAUAGAUUCGUUGAUUAAAGUUUCACGGUCCGAAAUUUAAAUCAAUAGUGAAUUAUAUUAUGAAAGAAUUAGUGAACACAAACAAGAAGCUUGAUAACCAGCAGCAGCACCGCGUUCUGGACCGGCGAGUGGAUCAGAAGUGCUGGUCAAUCGAACAGAAGGCAAACCCCGACGUUUUGAAGACUAAAACAACGCCCUUGGUUAAGGCGGAACUGCCGUUACAUUCAAUCGAAAACCGGGAUUUAACGACGGCCAACAUGAUGGAUCAAUCAACAUGUGAUAAGAGUAAAUGCGAAGCUAUGUCGAUAUCGCCUCCGCCUUCACGGGAGCAAGUGCGCAUCUGUUUGGUCGGUGCGGUUGCCAACGACAAGGCCGUCCUAGCCGCAGCCCAUUCGUUGAAGUUGCCACUCGUCCUGUCGGAAACUGGCACCGAGUACCUGACCGACACCAGCACGGUGACAUACUUCGUCCUAAAUCAAUUCGAUGGCCCCGUGUACGAUACAAUUUAUCGCUCCAAGCAUAGAAUACUGGGUCCACCAGCUCUGCAGCAGGCUGCACGAAGCGACGAUGGAAUCCCACACAACAACCGUCCAAUUUUCAACUAUUGCAUGCGGGGCGUCGUCACAUGUUUCACCGGGAUUCGCAAGAAAGACGAGCUGACUCUUCUCGUAGACCUCAUUCAUUCGAUGGGUGGAUCCAUCCGAAAAGACAUGAACACCAAGGUUACCCAUCUCAUUUGUAACACAACAGGUGGCGACAAGUACCAGUAUGCAAAAACCUUCCGGUUGGCAGUGGUCCGCCCGAGUUGGGUCGUGCAAGCGUGGCAAAACCGUCAUGAUCCGAACUUUGCGGCCAACAUGGAAGAAUUCACUAAAAGUCACCGCCUGAAAGCUUUCGAGGGACAGAAAAUUUGCUUUUUCGGGUUCCCACCGGAAGAGCACCAGCACAUGGUCGAUGUGCUAAAGAUGAACGGAGGCAUUCCAGCGGAUCUGGAGGACCCGGAGUGUUCACAUGUGGUCAUGUCUAAUACGGGGGAGCAUUUCGCCGACGCUUUGCCAAACGCAGCCUCGCCGAAAGAUAAGAACCGCUCAUCUUCGUCGUCCCCUGCGUCACCGGAAUCGCCAGGUGGAACAGAUAACAACACCGAACAGCAAACAAAUACCCCCCGCAUGGAGGGAAAAUUGGUCGAGAAGCAGGAAUCUUUCAUUAGGCGACUUAACGAGCGCCAGGCAGAGGAAGACGGGGUUCAGGAGCAGGCGGCUGGCACAUCGCGCCCCCUACCAGCCCUAGUAGAGGAAAGUGAAACCAGCGAUGUUGCUUGCAGCCGAGUAGAUCACAUGAGUAUGGCUGAGAAUGAAAACAAUUUGAAUAAGGAUUGCGAGGAACAGAAUCAGUUAAGUGUGUCUCCAAUUAGAUUCAUAGACGAGAAUGUUGAGCAUCCGGGUACACUGCAGUCAAGCUCGACUCCGGAAGGCUCGGGAAAGAUGGAUGGCGUUGUUUUGACUUGUAGCGAUGAGAAUGAAUUCCUCAAUCCUAAUAAUAUUUCACCCAUUUUGAAAGUCAACCGAGUCAGUGAUGAAUCUCUGCGAAAGAUAACUGAGGAAGAUGAGGACGAUGAAGACGACAUCGAUGACUACAUCAUCGCCAAUAAGGAUGCUCUCAAACGUAGACGACAGGAAGAUAGUUUCGAUGAUAUUUCCUUGAUUUCCACAGACUCAUUUGCGACCAGUGUUAUUUAUGGUUCGGCCAAGAAACCGAAACUGAUUCGUACUGGAUCCAUUACUAGAGGUCUCCGGCGAAGCAUGAGCUUUGCUGCAAUCAAAACUCCAAUUGCGUCAAUGCUUCGUUCUCGGAGAAAUUCGGUAGACCCGAAUUCUUCCAUCAGCUCUAUCGCGUCAAUCGAAACUACUUUCAAUGAAUCAAUCAAAAAACCAGUUAAGGAGAAGCUACGCAGCAUCCGCGAUAAGAUUACCAAAAGCAAUAAAAAAGAAACCCCGAAGUCAAUCAAAAACAAAGGUCUAAUCAGCUCAGCAAAUUUGGACAGCCUGAAAAAAGUUUGCAAAUUCAAAACUGACAAAACUAUGGUCAACACCCCAGAACAUUCUAAGAACCCCGACAAAGCUGAAGUCGAUUUCAAAACACCAAUUGCUCCACCUCCAUAUCCAAGUAAUUCAUCCUCAUCUAAAGCCAAAAAGAAGAAUAAUUUCUACCGACACUCAAUGAUUGCCAGCGCUUCUGGCAGCAGCUUGGUUCCUAUGGAUGUUCAACCGCUAACAUCUGUAAACCUUCCCGAAGAUUCGAAGGAAGAAGAAUUGGCCAAGACACUACCAGUAGUGAUUAAUGAAGAUUUGAAUGGCACUGUCGCGGCGAGCGAAGUGGUCAAUCUGGAUUUGGAUUCUUCCACAGCAGCAAUAACAACGGCACCACCUGUAACCACAACGGUUGUUGACGAACACAUAGUAUCCUCCAAGCCUGAACCUAAAAAUACUAAAACACAUAUCGUCAAAACCGACUGGUUCUGGUACACGAUACAAAAUGGAUACGCCGACGAAGGCGAAUACCUUUUUGGAGAUUAUCUAGAUAGUAUAGCAAACACCCCGGGAGUGGACCGCAGGGAUUCCCUUCCGAUCAGCUUCAAUAACAAGCGUAAGCGGAAACGGGAUAGGCGGACACCGGCCGGCGAAGGGACUCCUCUGGGCACCGGGAAGCGACGAUCUUCGGUGUCGGACGCCGGACUGCUGUCCGUGUCUGGUAGUUUUCUCGAUUGCACCACCAGCCCAGACAAACAUGAGGGCAGCAAAAAAGGUAUCCCGGAGGCGGAUGCCUCUAUUGAUCAACCGAUUAAAAGUCAAUCGAUGCGGCACAAUCACUUCAUGGAUUUCUUCCAUACGGAAUCCAACUAUGUUGGGAUAUUGGAUACGAUAGUUACUCUUUUCAAAGUACCUCUCGAGGAAAUGACCGAGAAUGAUCCGGAAAAUGCGCUACUCAACAGAUCGGAGCUGAAGUCAAUUUUCAGUAAUUUUCUACCAAUCCAUGACGUCCACAAGCUUAUGCUGGAUCAGCUAAAGGAGAUUCAUAACAAGUGGGCAGAGGAUCGGUUAAUCGGUCAGAUUAUCCUUGAUUAUCGGAACGAUCUGAUAAAGGCAUACCCUCCCUAUGUUAACUUCUUCGAGAAGAUGAAAGAAACGCUAUUGCAGUGCGAUGCAGGGAAUCCACGGUUUCACGCUUUUCUCAAAAUUAACCAGGCCAAGCCCGAGUGCGGUCGACAAACUUUACAGGACCUGAUGAUCCGACCAGUGCAGCGAUUACCCAGUAUUAGUCUAUUACUCAAUGACAUUUUAAAACACACCGCAAAAAGCAACCCGGAUCAUAAAAAGCUAGAUGAAGCCCUGAAAGCAAUCAAAGAAGUGAUGACCCACAUAAACGAAGACAAACGGAAAACGGAAGGACAGCUGGCGAUGUUUGACAUCUUCAACGACAUUGAUAAUUGUCCGCCCCAUCUAGUUUCAUCACAUCGGCAUUUUGUGUCGCGAUGUGAGGUCACGGAGUUGACCGACAGCCUCAGCGGCCGAGGGGACUCGUUGAUGCUGUUUCUGUUUAGCGACACGCUGGAAGUGUGCAAGAAACGGUCACGAGCCUUCAACAACACCAAAUCACCUAGUACAAAUGCUCUUAACUCGACUCGCUGCCAAACGACGAAACCCUACAAGCACGUGAAACUUAUGCCCCUGAGUUCGAUCCGCUUGGUGGUGAACAUUCAGGAUAGCCCCCGAGCGUUCGCACUGAACUGCAGGGCCACCGUCGAUAACAAGGACCGGCUACAUUCGUUCAGUAUCUGCGAUGAGGAGAAGGAUAAAAUUAUUUAUCUGAAAAGCUUGUGCAAGCAGCUGGCGGAGAACGCGUGCAAAGCGGACGCCGACAAAUUUAUGCUCAACUGCGAAUCGGAAGAGCUGGGCAUCGACGUGAGUGACAUCAACGUGGGAACGCUGUCGAAGGCGUUCAAGUUUGCCACCAGGACGAGAUUGAGGGUUGGCCGUGCUUUUUCAUUUAACAAAACCCCCUCGAAGCUGAAACGAGCAGUCUCGACGAUGAUGACUUCCCCGUUCGGUAGUACGCAAUCGCUGACCCCGGCCUCCCAGUUGGCGCAAAUGAAACUGGCAAGCUGUACGAACCUAAACGAAGUCGGUGGGGAAUCGUCCGAAACGGAUUCGAAAGCGUCCUCGUCGCCAUCGUCGGCGUCGGAAAUCCUGGUGGCACCAAUGUCCGUCCAACCGACCCGCAAAAACAAGAACCCACCGAUGUCGAUGGCAGCGCUUCGACGAUUCUGAUCCGAAAAAUCGGACGGACUUGGAGGAAGCAGAUGCGACGAAAGCAGGGUCUUAGCUAACUUGCUGUGGAGCGCCUCAUUAUGGGUACAAUGUUGUUGUUCCGGGUUCGUCUAUUGUGUAUGUUGUGAUUAUUUUACGUUUUUUUGGACAUCUGUCGUUUUUUGUAUUCUUGGGAGAAAUUCGGAAAGUACCAUCCGGCAGAUGAAAAGCAAAGUAUGGUUAUAAAAACAUUGUGCCAACAUCACACAAUCACCAAAAAACGUGGUCGAUUUUUUCCCCAAAGUGGAUUCCCAGAAUAAAAAGGAGUUUUUGUUUCAUUUCCCUUCUCCUUUCAGCUACUAAAUAAGUACGGAGAUGUAGGAAAGAUCUGCUACCAUGAGAAAUAUGUAUAUAAACAGAGAGUGCAGUUCCCAAAACCUCGAGGAUUUGCAAGAUAAUCAGCGAGGAAAGCUUGAAAAAAUGUGCUGUACAUAUUUUAUCCCCCGAUGGGAAUUGAACGAGUGGCUAAGUGGAGAGAAUGUGAGAUAGCGAGAUAGGAAAUAGAACGCAGGUUUAAUAGCAUAAAAGUUGGAUAGGAUUGCUUUUUGCUUAUAGGUGUAACUCUUUCUUUUAGUCCUUUAAUAUCUGUGUACGUCCUUCGUGUUCUAAGCUAGGCGAUUGUAUUAUGAUUAGUUUCCUUUUGUGCAACUGAGUCAGAGAAAAAAGACAGCCGAAAAUUGAAUAUGCUUCGCUUUCGCGGUCUGAGAAUUUAAAGGCGGAAUCAAAAACAAAAUAUUUGAUAAAUUAAAGGCUUAAAGGUUCAUAAAAUUGCUUGAAUGGCGAAUGUGUCGAAGCUUAGUGUGUUUUGUAUCCGUCACUAUGUUUGCAUUUGUUCUGAAAAUGUUUUGAUGCAAAUCGUUUGAUGAUGCGGACAUGUAAAACAAGCUGAAUGAUAAUACAGCAAGAUGAAAGGAUACUUGUAUCCUUUUAUUUAAAUCA